UUUAAUAGACGCUCUCGCCCAGCGACAGAUCAGAUCAGAUCAGAGCUCGACAUCGGCCACUACCUCCAUUUGACAUGGCAAUCAAACUGUUUACCCUCUUGGCUAUUGGCCUGGCCCUGGCCGCCGUCAUCGAUGCUCGUCACGUGUCCGGACACCGCCGCCAUCCGCAGCAGCAGCGCGGCAUCGUUGCCAAGCCCCACCACGGCGCACAGACGCGCGUCUUCCCGGGCGCCGUGGCCAUCAAGAAGCUGGUGCUGCUCAAGUUCAAGAAGAUCGUGCCCAUCUCCCUGAUCCUGCUCAAGUCGAGCAACGACAACGAGGCCGAGCUGGUGCCCGUCUACCCGACCGAUCAGAUACCCGAGAACGUGCAGUUCAUUCCCACGCCCAACGGCAUCUCCGGGCACAAGGAUGUCCAGGCCAUUGCCAUACCCAGCGAACUGCACGAACAGCUGCAGAUCAACGGUCUCUCCAACGUGGAGAACAUCGAGGCUCUGCUCCAGGGUAGCUCCAUCAUCGGCGACAGCGUCCAGUCCGAGGACGGUGCCAGUCCCGUGGGCAACAGCAUUGCCGUCGCCCAGCCCGAGGACGCGCCCCUGGUGCAGAACGACAACGACGACACCCAGCUGCUAGAGGGCGCCACUGUGCCAGCCGUUGGCGAGGUCAGCGCCUCCACCGGCGCCGCCAGCACCCGCCGCCUCUCCAGCAACGAGCUGCUGCGCUCCGGCAUCCGCAAUUCCGCCCAGCUGCAGAAGACCAGCGUCGAGGAGAUUCCCCUGCUGCUCUACUCGGCCACCGAUGGCGGUGCACCCGGCCAGGAGGUCUUCGGCGAGCGUCGCUUCGUGGCCGCCACCCCGGCACGCCGUCGCCACCACCAGUUCUACAACUAA
Drosophila arizonae is the source of this 887-nucleotide messenger RNA. RefSeq lists its product as uncharacterized. Lineage: Eukaryota; Metazoa; Arthropoda; Insecta; Diptera; Drosophilidae. The record is from RefSeq and is a predicted model, not a curated record.